Molecule: messenger RNA, 2841 nt
Organism: Naegleria fowleri
Lineage: Eukaryota; Heterolobosea; Eutetramitea; Acrasida; Naegleriidae
Exons: 1
Coding region: 1-2841 (946 amino acids)
Biological process (GO): ammonium homeostasis; ammonium transmembrane transport
Cellular component (GO): plasma membrane
Molecular function (GO): ammonium channel activity; actin binding
Source: RefSeq, a predicted model, not a curated record
AUGAGUUUCAACGCCACCAACAUCACCAUCAACGGUUACACUCUCACAGAGAGCAAUUACAACCGUUUACUUUCUGGAAUUGUCAUUUCAUCGGUUUUUGCUUCUUGUUAUUUGUUACUUGUUUGCUCGAGUCUCAUUUUCAUUAUUGUGAAGAAAUUUCAAAACAAAUCUUCCAAUAAUAAUGAAAAAUCAAAUCAAAGUAGUAAUAUAAUCAUCACCAAUCAUCACAACACAAAUUCCACGUCUCAGUCCGAGGAUGAUAAAAAGUUGUUCCGAGGAGUCACUACUCUUCAAUCAAGAAUUUCAUCUCUUUUUGCGAGUCGAGAGUGGAAUGCUGAAAAAACAGUUUUUACUGCAUUCAUGGUCCUAUUUCAGUUGUAUGCAAUUAGUUUGUUUUGGAUCUUUUUUGAGUUUCCAAUUAGUGGAAAUUCCUAUUUCAAUAUUCAAGGAGAUUACAAGACCAUGAUUGAUGUCUCAUUGAUGGUUCUUUGUGGUCUAGGUUUUCUAACGACAUGUUUCCGAUCGAACAGUUAUCAAGGAAUUGGAAUGGGAUUUCUAUUGACAACUUUUAGUUUCCAAUUUUCAAUUCUCUCUCAAGCAUUUUGGUUCAAAAUUUAUGAAUAUUCACAACUUGUGUCGAAUGACAAUACUCGAGUAUUCAAUACAGUGAUCUAUUUGGAUAUGAGAUGGAUGGUUCAUGGUUUUUAUGGAGCAUUUUCUGUCCUUACUGCUUGUGGAGUUAUUAUUGGAAAGGCAACUCCUCUUCAACUUGUGACCAUGUCUUUUUCACACAUUUUCAUUUAUAGUUUGAAUUAUUUUGUUUGCAUUUUGAUAUUGGGAGCUUUGGAUUAUGGAGGUUCCAUGUUCAUUCAUCUCUUUGGUGCUUAUUUUGGACUGAGUGCAAGUUGGGGUCUUUAUAAAACAGUUCCCUUCGCACCAAGUGAUUUUUAUGAAAUGACUUCAAAGGAGAAUGAUUUAUUUGCAAUCAUUGGAACGGUCUUGAUGUGGGUGUUGUGGCCUUCUUUUAAUAGUGCACUAGUUCCAACCAAUCAUUUGCAGCAAUUUAGAGCUCAAAUGGCAACGAUCAUCGCCAUGACUGGAAGUUGUUGUGCUCAUUUUGCACUGUCACGUGCCAUUCGAGGAAAAUUUGCAAUGAGGGAUGUUCAGAGAGCUUCAUUGGCAGGUGGUAUCGCCAUGGCAUCAUGUCAUAGCAUUCUUGUAUCACCAGGUGGUGCUCUUACCAUUGGAGUUGUUGCAGGAUGUUUGAGUGGUUUCAGUGCCAUCUUUAUUGCACCACUUUUGAAAUGGAUCAAACUUCAUGAUUCCUGUGAUAUUCACUCAACCCAUGGAAUUGUAGGAAUUUAUGGAGGAAUUGUCAGCAUUAUUGCUGUGGGAAAUCAGAAUGCAAAUCCAUCGAAUUUAAUUUAUGGUCAAACCGUGAGUGAUUUAUUUGCAAUCAAAAAUUUAACACAAUGGGGUUAUCAAGCGUGUUGUUUAAUCAUUUCUUUAGCAUUAUCCAUUUCUGGAGGAGCAUUUUAUGGAUUUAUUUACAACACUUGGUUUUUCACCUUGCAAAAGAAUCAAUUGUUUGAAGAUGCUAUUUUUUGGAAUGUUCCAAUCGUCAAGUCUGAAGGUCUCAACACUGCAUUAUUGAAUCAAGACGAAAAGAAGAAUAAUAAUCAUUUAGUUGAAAUGACAACGACCGUAUCAACAUCAUCAAUGGUGGAUCUCUCUGUGGAUAAAAAGUUGAAAGAGCACUGUGAUAAAUCAAAAAGUGAAAUGGAAAAGUAUCUUGCACAACAAAUACAAGAGAUGGAAAAGAAAUAUCAAUCAGAAAUUCAGAAACUUGAAGAAAAUCACCACUCGAGUUUACAAAAAAUUAACAAACUCGAACAAGAAUUGUCUAUCCUUGUGAAAACUAUUCAGGUAGAUCGAGAGAUGUUGAAACAAAAAGAGGAGGAAGAACGACAACGAAGAGAAGAAAAGCAAAGAGCUCGAAGGGAAGAGCAACAACGACAAGAAACCCAACGAAAACAACAGGAAAAAGAAUUGAAGAGAUUGAAAGAAGAGCAAGAAAGAAAGAUGCGAGAACAAGAAGCCGAACGUAAAAGAAAGGAAGAAGAAGAACAACGAAAGGCAAAAGAGCAACAACAAUCAACGCAGCAACCAGAAGAGAAACCCAAGAUGAGUAGAAUUAUGGAAGACUUGUUGUCCAAAUCAACCACAACAGAAGAUAAGGAAGGUGUGAAAUAUCAAAAAUUCGAAGGUGUGAAUGUGGACUAUAAUUUCCUUAAUGCCUAUGACAUGUUUCGAUGUGAUGAUGCUUUUAUUGAAGAUGAUGAUGACAAUUUGGACUCUUCUUCAACCGCAUGUGCAACACCACAAUCAAUACCAAUGACAGAAGCGAGAGAUGACGACGAGAAUGCAAUUUCUGAAUAUGAUCGAUUGAAAAAUGCAAGACAAAGAGCAUCCAAUUAUAUUAUUCUUCAUCAGGAUCAAGAAGACAACUCGAAAUAUCGUUUCCUAACUCGAUGUAGGAGUUUUGAUGAAGUGUUGCCACUAUUAACAGCUGACACCAUGUAUCACAUUGUCAUGAGAGUAUUGUCGAAGGAAUCGAAAGGAAUUUCCCUUUACAAAUUCCUGGUUGCUUCUUUCGCAGGUGAAAAUAUUAGAGCUAUGCAAAGAGGAAUAUUUGCUGGUCAUUCCAAUACACUUGGUAAAUUCUUGGGAAUUAUUGCAUUCCAAGUGAAGGAAAAGGAUUCUAUCAAGGAAGAAAUUCUAGAAAAGGUGAAAUCAGCAGCGACUGGAAAUGUUCAAAAUUGUACUUUUACAGUACUUUAA